GCUCGAUUUGAACGAAACCCCACUCACUCCCUUCUCCCCGAGAAGAAGCUGAGGGUGGUAAUGGCGACGGGUUUACGGCGGAUCACCGGUGUGGCUUAUGUUGUGAGGAGAAAGGGUAGGUGGUGGUAUGCUGUGAGUGUGCAAAACAUUUUCAAGUAGAGUGUUUUAGGCGGAGACUAGGGGGAAGGGAGUGGACGUGCUCCGAGUGUUUGAUGGAAUGCAACAGAGAGAAGAGGUUGCGACGAACUGUAUCCGCUACUAGUGGUGGCGAUUUAGGGCUUGUGGACAUGAAUGUCUCUCCACCGCGUGAGGUUGAAGGUGAUGACGCAGGGUUUUGGGUAAAUUCGGAGUUAGCCUUCACAAACAGUGCCCCCAAAAUGCAGGAUACGUAUUGCAAUCCCUUCACUAACUUUACUUUAACUUCUUGCAACAACACUCAUAGUCUUAGAGAUGUUGCAAAUGGAUUUCCAUGUGCAACCACUUCCUACAGUACAAGUACAAUACAAACUGCACGCAUGAAUCUUGAUAUUGCAACACAGAAUGACAAUUUAGCUUAUUUGAAAGCACUUAAAGACUACAUAUCUGAACACAGAGGUGUAUUGGAAGAUGGUUGGUGUGUUAAAUUUGAAUACUCAGAGACUACUUGCAAAACCUCUCCUUUUUACUGUUCCCCAGAUGGAAUUAGAUACGAUUCCAUGCCACAAGUUGCUCAUCAUCUUGGUUUGCUUUCAACUUCCAAUUCCAUUGACACAAAAAUUGAUAACAGAGUGGAGGGUGGAUCAAGGUCACUCAGUAAUGGUGGAAAUGCAGUUGAAGUUGUCCCAAUGGAGAAUGGUGGUUACAAUGGAUCAGAUCAUUCAGUAUCAUUUCCAGUUCAAUUUGAAGACUUGUUUGUUAUAUCAGUUGGAAAAGUCAACCCAAGGCGUCCAUUCCACAACACUCAUCAAAUCUGGCCAAUUGGUUACAAAUCCAUCUGGCAUGAUAAGCUUACAGGCUCCAUUUUUGUAUGUAAUGUUCUAGAAGGUGAUGAUUUUGGCCCAAUCUUUAGAGUAAAUCGUCAUCCAUGCUCAAAGCAAUCACUCCCCAAUGCUUCAACAGUAAUCUACAAAAAGCCUAAAUCAGAUGAGAAUGAGAUAGCAAGCUCAGAAGCUCUGCAUGAUACACCUUCUGAUAAUAGCUUCAUCAAUGGUGAUGUUAUUGGUGAAUUUAUGGUUGAAGGAAGAUCCACAUCAUCUGCAUGGAAGAUGGUGUUGGAAACCCUAAUUUGUGCAAGCCAUCAUGCCUUUCAAGAUCUGAGUGUUGUAAGCUUUCACUGUAACCAUAAUGAUAACAGGCAACAGUUUUAUGGUUCAUAUGGUGUUGAUUCGUUGGACAAAUUUGGUUGUUUGACUUUGACUAGUGGUUCUGUUGACCGCAUCCCGGACUUGAUUUUGACCACAGAGCAACUUGAAGCUUCUUGUAUGGUGAUACGGAGAUGGUUGGAAAUGGAUAGAUUUGGUUUGGAUGCAGAGUUUGUACAAGAACUCAUACAACAGCUUCCUGGAGUUGGUGCUUGUUCAGAAUAUAAAUAUUUGGAUGCCAGAUGUCAAAAUUCGAUUGCACGAACUGUUGGAAGUGGAUUUUUUUCGGUUUUACAUACACAGAGAAUGAUAUCAGAUAGUCUCACAGAAACCUGUAAAAGACUCAGCCCACCUGGCAAUACAAUUACUUCUAACCUUCCUCCAUAUUUAAUUGGGGAUGUUCUACAGGUCUAUGAGUUCUGCUUGCAGUUUCAUAAAGUUCUUGGACAAGAUGCACCUCUCUCUAGACAAAAUCUUGAAAAGGAGCUACUGGAUCCAUGGGUUGAUGGGUUUAACCAACCAAAUAGUCUCACCUCAUGUUCCAGAAUUGCCCCUGAUACAGGCAUGAUGCUCUCAAACUUUCAUAUGACAAUGCUGAAGGUGCUAGUGGAAGAUAUACUAUCAAAAGUUACAAUAUAUGAUCCAUUUGGUGCCAUGGAAUCCAAGUCAAGAAAAGGGAGGAAGAAAAACAUGGACAUAACAGUUUCUAGCAAAAAGGGCAAUCCUGGUAUAUUUCCUAUUAAUGAAAUUACUUGGCCAGAGGUAGCCAGGAGAUACAUUUUGGUUCUGUUAUCCAUGGAUGAUAAUUAUGAAGCUCCGGAUCUCACAAACCGUGAGUUUGAUCAAGUUUUCCAUUGCUUGAAUGGUGAUGGGGGCCCACUUUGUGGUUCUCUUACAGGAAUGGCUGUUAUCGAGGCUGAUGCAAUGAUUCUAGCAGAGGCCUCGAAGAAAAUAUUUUCUUCUGUGAAGAGUAAAAUUGGUGACUUCAUCAUUGACAACGAUCUUGAUGUCAAUGACUCUGUCAAGGAGACAAAAAGAAUUGACAACAAAUGUCCAGAGUGGAUAAAGGUUCUAGAACCUAUAAGAAGACAACCUACAAACGUGGGAGCAAGAAUAAGAAACCGUGUUUUCAAAUCAUUAGAAAAAGAUCCACCAGAAUGGGCGAAAGAGAUGCUGUUAAGAUCCAUAAGUAAAGAUGUCUACAAGGGUAAUGCAUCGGGACCCACAAAGAAAAUUGUUGUAUCGGUUCUUGAUAAAGUGAGAGAUGAAACUCCAUUGACCAAGAAGAAAGUCAAAGAAAGCCGAGUUGUGAGGACAGUAUCUGAUGUGAUCAUAAAAAGGUGUCGUAUGGUGCUACGUGCUGUUGCUGCUGAAGAUGAAAACAAAGCUUUUUUUGGUUUCAUGAAACCAAAUGAAUUUGAUGAUGUUGUCACAGUUGCACGUCGUUUGGAUUUUAGAACAAUUGACCUCAGAUUGGAUGCAGGCUUCUAUGAUCAUUCCCAUCAAUCUUUCAUCGAGGAUGUUCGUGAGGUUUGGGAAAACUUACGAAUAACAUACAGGAACAAACCCAAGUACAUUGACUCCAUAGAAACAAUUUCAAGAAAGCUUGAAGAACUAUACAAACAAGAGGUACUUACAUUGGUGAGCAAAACCAUGGAUUAUGGCAACAAUCCGUUUGAAGAAACAAAAAAAGAGCUAAACAUGAUGAUCAUAGACACAAUUUCAAGCACACUUUUCAUUGCACCAUGGGAAGAUGGGAUUUGCAGAGUAUGUGGAAAAGACGAAAAUGACCAUAUUUUGCUUUUAUGUGAUCGAUGUGAUGCAGAGUAUCAUACUUACUGCUUAGAUCCCCCUCUUCAAAGGGUUCCAAAAGCAAGUUGGUAUUGCCCUCCUUGUAUUUCUUUCAUUACAAGUCAAACCAUGUCACGUGAAGAUGAUCAUCAUCAUUUAAAUCAUGGGCCCACAAAGAAGAAAAGUCAAAGAGAGUUUACUCGAAUUGGUUUAGAGGAACUUGCGGAUUUAGCAGAUGCCAUGGAGUCGAUGGAGUAUUGGGAACUUGGUGUUAAAGAGAGGGUUUUCCUUGUACAGUUUUUGUGUGAUGAGUCUUUGAGUUCAACUGUGAUUCAAAAUCACAUGAGUGCAGAUGGUUGUUGCAAUUUUCAAAAAAACUUUUUGGGCCGGGAUUCAGAUGGAAGACUUUAUUGGGCUCUGGGUAGGCCCGAAAGGGUAUUUAUGUCCGGCCCACACAGUGUAGGUGAACUGUGUGAAACUUCUUCUUCUUGUGCAUGGGUUUGCUAUGAAUCAGAUGGUGAAAUUGAGGCUCUGCUUGAAUGGCUGGAAGAUGAUGAUGCAAAAGAGAAACAACUGAAAGAAAACAUUAAGAAAUGGCAAAGAAACAAAUCAAAUGAUUUAAAUGAUGAUGAUCACAGUGUUGGUCAAGUUGCAGUUCAGUUGAGGUCAUCGGUUCAUGCGAGGGCAGAAUUGGAAAAGAAAUUUGGGGAAAUAUUCCGGUGUGAUUGCUUGGAAUUAGUGGGACCUACUCGACACCAUUGUUUUUCAUGCCACUCUACAUUUUCAACUAACGAGCCGGCUCAUCAGUGUGAGGCCAAGGGUAUAAUUGGAAAAAACCUGUCUGAAGUUGAUGGGGGUAUAAUGGGAAAUAACCGCUUGUCUUUAGCAACAGUAGCUGGGAAAGCUUAUGAAAUUCUUCAAUUUCUUAAAAUAAUUUUACUGGAUAUUGAAGCUGCUCUUCCGGAUGAAGCUUUUAGACCUUCAAGAAAAGACCCCAUCAGGCUACGAAUUUGGCGGGCGUUUCUGAAAUCAGCUAAAUCAAUUUAUGAGAUGGUUGAAGCAACUAUUAUCUUAGAGGACAUGAUUAAAACAGAGUACUUAAGAAAGGAAUGGAGGUAUUGGUCAUCACCUUCAGCUGCUGCUAAAAUCUCAACCAUUUCAGCUCUUGCCCUACAAAUUUACGCCCUUGAUGCCGCCAUAUUUUAUGAGAAGCCGCCACCUCUGCCGCCAGUGGACCUGCCGGAAUCCCUAACGCCGGGGAAUUUGGAGUCAAAGGAGGAAAUUCCUACAAAGUCAAACUUGAAGAGCAUCCGAAAAUCAGGCAGCUUAACAAUAGAAUUAGUAAUGCCGGGGAAUUCCGAGUCAAAGGAAGAAACCCCCAAAAAGUCAAAGUUGAAAAGAAGCCCAACAAUGGAAUUAGUAAUGCCAGGGAAUUCUGAGGAGGCAAAGGAAGAAACUCCCAAAAAGUCAAAGAUGAAGGACAAGUGGAAGUCAAACAGCCCAACAAUGGAAUUAGUAAUGCCAGGGAAUUCUGAGUCAAAGGAAGAAACUCCCAAAAAGUCAAAGAUGAAGGACAAGUGGAAGUCAAGCAGCCCAACAAUGGAAUUAGUAAUGCCAGGGAAUUCUGAGGAGGCAAAGGAAGAAACUCCCAAAAAGUCAAAGAUGAAGAGCAACUGGAAGUCAAGCAGCUCAAAAAUGGUGACAAUAUUAGAUGAGUCAGAACCCAUCAAGAAUUUUAUACCCAAAAGCAGAUCAAGGAAGGAGGAACUUGAUGUUUUUAACUUUAGUGAUUAAGAAUUUAAUGGUUUUAUUUAGUGUUGUACAUUUUUCAAGCCCCUGUUCUAGAUACAACCUAGAAGCACAAAAGACCCUUUAAUCCUUGAUUGUUGUUGUGUGUUAAUCUACUUUUGUAUUGCUUCUUUCUGAGGGGUGUUAAUUAAUAGUUAUGAUGAGUUUAAUUAGGAG
This is a messenger RNA of Lactuca virosa, 5096 nucleotides long. Lineage: Eukaryota; Viridiplantae; Streptophyta; Magnoliopsida; Asterales; Asteraceae. The record is from the annotation of a GenBank genome assembly.